GCAAUAUUCCUCGUGCUCGAUUAUUCUGUAGUCUGUACUCUGUCUCACCGUUCAAUAAACGUAAAGCGAACGUCAUCAGUAUCAGUCUACCGUCCAUAUUUGCUGCCGCCGUGUAUUUUUUUCCUGUCGGCCCAUUAACGUUUUCAACAGCCGUCGUUGGAUUACAUUUUCAUCGGCGUGUUUGAGUCCGCGGUUGUCGUUUUCUUCGUCUUCUCAAAAUAAUUGAAUAAGUACAAUAAUAAUGAAGGUCCCCAAGGAAGAAUCUAAAGAACAAAAUAAUGACAAUACAUUAAAUGAUGAUGAUAAUUUGAGUAAUCCAUAUGAUACAGAAUCAAAUUCAGAUUCUAUUGAUCCACCAACCAGAGACGGAGAUUUUUCUGAAUAUAUGUGGAUGGAAAAUCAAGAAGAGUUUGAUUUACAGGUUAUGAAAGAAUUAGAAGAAAAAGAAUUGAUGAAAGAAUGUCUUGAAGCUAUGUUAGAUGAUGAACAACAUAAUAGCAAACAGAAUGGCACAGCAAAUGGCGAUGCUCAAACAAAUGGUUCAAGUAGUUCUACCUCAAUGAUAACCCAUAGACUUGAUCAUUUGAGCUUAAAUACAUCUUGCAAUAAUGGUGACCAGCCAAGGCAAUCUACAAGUACUUUAAAUCCAGAUGCAGCUGAAUUUGUACCAUUAGCAACCAGGUCUUUGACUAAUGCUCCUGUAGUAGUAGCAAGUCCUUCAUAAGCGAGAAAUAGAUAUUUUUAACAUGCAACUAUAUAUUAUAAAUAUAUAUAUAUAUAUAAAAUAAAGUAAAUAUUAAUCUAUCAUCACAAAGUAUAAUAUAUUUUCAUAUUAAACAAAACUUAAAUUUUCAAUAAAAUGACUAUAAUGAUUUUUUUUUUUUGUAAAUCUUCAUUAUACUCAUAAUUUUUCACUCAAUUUUAUCAUAAUUUCAAAUUACUGAAUUACACAUAAGAUAAAAAUUGCACUUAUGUUUUGAUCACUAUUGUUAUUUGUAUAACUUGGAUUCAUUAUCGGUUAUAAUGUAACAAUGAAAAGUUAUAGUAUAAUGUUUAUAAAAUGAAAAUAAACAAAAUGACUAACACAAUUCAUAUUUAAAUAUAUUGCCACUUAGUCAACUUGUCGUGUUUUCCAAUCUAUAUUAUCUUUUAUUUUACAAUUAUUAUUUUAGUAUUCACAUUAUAACAUUAAUUUGAUUGUUUAUUAUUAUAUUAUUUUAUUUUUUAACCAACUUUAAAAAUAAUGGUUGAAUAUUGGUUCAAGAUUAAAUAAUUAUUAUGCUUAUGAUAGUUAUUUUACUUUUUGUAGAUGAAUAAUUAAUUUUAUUGGUGGACUAUUAACAAAAAUUGUUGAUUUAUUAAAAAGAAAUUAAAAUUAUUGAUAAUUGGUGUUUAUUUAAUUCUUUUUUUUAUGGUUUUGAUUUAUCUUGCUUUUUCCAAUUGCCUAGGACAUUCUGUUUGAAUUUAUUUUUUAUAAUCAGACAUGAAAAAAUUUCAAUCUAAGAACUUCAGAUGGUUUGAUUGAACAUUUCUUUAGUUUAUAUAUUUUAUACAUAUAUAUACAUAUAGGUAUAUACAUUUUUUAGGGGGGAAAUAUUCCAAUAUUUUCUAUUAAUCCAAGCAAAUCAUUUACUGUUCAUUUUUGUACUCUGAAAUUGUGUUAAAUUACUUUAUUUUGUUUUAAAAACAAUGCCAAAAUAUUAAUAUUUUCAAUUAUAUCAUGUUUUGAUUUUUUUAUUCUUUAGCGAGCCUAAUAAAUAAUUAAUAUUUUAAGUACAAAUAUGUUGUUUACUUAAUAUUAUUUUAUAUAAUAUUUUAAUUAUAUAUUAGUGAUGUGAUAAGUAAUAUUUUUGUACGUCUUAACUCAUUGUAGUCGUUUUAUUAUUAAGAAAUCUGUGUGUAAUGUUUCAUGGCUAAAUUAAAUGAAAUAUGAAUCGUAUAAUGAGUGAUUAUUAUUUAAAUUAGCUUAGAAUUAUUUAUAUUUUAUUUGAUGUAUUGUGUUAGUUACAUUUUUAAUGUUUAUAUGUAAUUAUGAUUUUCAAUAAUAUGGUUUUGGGAAUAUUAAUAUAAUGAUAUUUUGGAUAACUCUCGUCAGACUGAUUGUUACUGUGUUACAUUUACUUUCAAUUUAGAUUUUAUUUCCAAUAAAGUUUAAAAUUUAUAUCUUGAUUUUUAUGUCACCAUUUUGAUACUUCUAAUCUAUUAUAUAUUAGUUGAAUGAGUUAUUUAAUAUGAUUUUACUGUUUUAAUAUAAUUAUAACAAAAUUUUAGUACUUUCUAAAAUAGUAUCUAAUAUGUUUAAAUUGUAGAUAAUAAUUUGAUCCCUAUAGCAAUUUAAUUUCUUAAACGGAUACACUUCUUAGUUCUGACGAGAAUUAUAUCAAAUUGAACAUUACCAUACUGGUAUGUAAUGUAAUUAAAAUAUAAUAAUAUGUGUUUUGAUUGCUAAGUUGAUUAAUUAAUAUUAUUCAUUAUUGUUACCUUAAAUUUAAAUAGUUUAUUCCGUACUAUAAUAUUAAUCUAAAAUAUAAACAUAACACCCAAGUCUAACAUUAUGUAGGCAAAUUUGUAUAAUAUGUAUUUUGUGGGUUAAAUUAGAACUAUUAAGUACAGUGUAAAUCUGAUGUAUUAGACAUUCAAAAUCAUGUUAAUUAAAAAAAAAAAAAAAAUGUUAAAUUUCUAAAAAAUUUUAAAAUUGAGCUAAGUUAUUUGUUAAUCAACUUUUUUUUAGGUAGGUUGAUGUAGUAUACACAAUUUAUGAAUGUAAUAAACUUUGUGAUAAGCCAAGGUA
Molecule: messenger RNA, 2791 nt
Organism: Rhopalosiphum padi (bird cherry-oat aphid)
Lineage: Eukaryota; Metazoa; Arthropoda; Insecta; Hemiptera; Aphididae
Gene: Paip2
Product: polyadenylate-binding protein-interacting protein 2B
Exons: 5
Coding region: 242-724 (160 amino acids)
Biological process (GO): negative regulation of translational initiation
Cellular component (GO): cytoplasm
Molecular function (GO): mRNA regulatory element binding translation repressor activity
Source: RefSeq, a predicted model, not a curated record